Messenger RNA from Fusarium keratoplasticum, 579 nucleotides. RefSeq lists its product as uncharacterized. Bases 16 to 579 code for a protein of 187 amino acids. The transcript has 2 exons. Gene Ontology annotation, molecular function: protein binding. Lineage: Eukaryota; Fungi; Ascomycota; Sordariomycetes; Hypocreales; Nectriaceae. The record is from RefSeq and is a predicted model, not a curated record.
AGCACAACCCUCAAGAUGGCGCCCAAACUCACAGAAGAAGAGAUUGAUGAUCUCAUCUACUUUGCUCGAGCCGGCGAGCAGCAGGACUUGACCGAGACCAUCAAGUCUCUGGCCGAGCGGGAGAAGGCUGACCCCGCCGAGAUUGUGGCUGCUGCUCAAGAUGAAGCCAAGGCUACUCCUCUGCAUAUGGCAGCGGGAAAUGGACAUUUAGAAAUCGUCAGACAACUCAUCCAGUACUUUGACAACCGGCCAAAGGAGCAGAAGCAAGCCUUCCUGGACGAGGCAAACGAGCACGGCAACACAGGUCUCCAUUGGGCAGCCCUGGGUGGACAUCUCGACACAGUCAAGCUGCUUAUGGAGCAGGGUGCAUCCCCGGCGCUGGCAAACGAGCGGGACUAUGUCCCCCUCGAUCUCGCUCUCUUCAACAAGAAGGAGGCAGUGUCUGAUUUCUUCUUGGCUUCGAUUCGUUCUAUGGAGGAGGAGAACAAGGAGGAGGGUCUGAAGGAGGAGGGUACCAAGGGAGAGGGUUCCAAGGAGGAGUCUGCGGAUAGCAAGGACAAGGACGUCGAGAUGACCUAG